AUGGCAAAACAAUUAUCAAUGGAAGAUCUGAUUAAGAAAUAUCAAUAUCUAAAAUCAAACCAAGUCCUUACAGCUAGAACAGAAAAAAAUCUAAAAACACAUGAAACCGAUAGAACAUCUGAUGAAGACUAUUCAAAAUAUUCGAAAUCAUCAUCUAUGUUACAUGAUGAAACAGGAGCAUCUGCACAAUCAAUGCUAUCAAAUAAUCCUUUAGAAUCAUCAUCUGCUUCAAAUUCUGAAGAUGCUUGCAAAGUGUGUUUAGAUGCGGAAGCUAAUUGUGCAUUUAUUGAAUGUGGUCAUAUUGUAUCAUGCCUUAAUUGUGCUAAAUUAUUAACAAGAUGCCCCAUUUGCCGUGAAACUAUAAAACGAACAUUACGCGUUUAUAAAUCGUAA
This is a messenger RNA of Rotaria socialis, 393 nucleotides long. The record is from the annotation of a GenBank genome assembly. Lineage: Eukaryota; Metazoa; Rotifera; Eurotatoria; Philodinida; Philodinidae.